This is a messenger RNA of Morchella sextelata, 624 nucleotides long. RefSeq lists its product as uncharacterized. The transcript has 2 exons. Gene Ontology annotation, biological process: nucleotide-excision repair; regulation of DNA-templated transcription. The record is from RefSeq and is a predicted model, not a curated record. Gene Ontology annotation, cellular component: transcription factor TFIIH holo complex; transcription factor TFIIH core complex. Lineage: Eukaryota; Fungi; Ascomycota; Pezizomycetes; Pezizales; Morchellaceae. The coding region runs from base 1 to 624 and encodes 207 amino acids.
AUGGAUGGACUAGAUGCAAGUGCCCACUACACACAGGGCCCUGAUGACGACAAGCCCUCUCUUCUUGUUCUUAUCCUCGACACAAAUCCCUACGCUUGGUCACAGUUGCACCCAGUUCUCCCUCUUCCUCGUGCCCUCGCAUCGAUUCUUCUCUUCCUCAAUGCACACCUAGCCUUCUCGCACGCAAAUCGCGUCGCCGUGAUCGCCUCACACACAAGGGAAGCUGUGUUCCUAUACCCCAGCACCACCCCUACACCCCCAACCGACAAUGAUCCCAUGCGCGAUGCCAACAAAUAUCGCCAGUUCCGCAUCGUCGAAGACGAAGUACAGGCCUCGUUCCGCAAACUCAUGGCGGAAACCACUACCGAGAGCUUGGCUGGCACGAACGAGACUAUGAUGGCAGGGGCGUUGUCAUUGGCGUUGGCAUAUAUUAAUCGGCUGUGUAUGUCAUCGGAAGAUGGUCAGGGAGGACAUACAGGAGGAAACAGGACGGCAAAUGGGACCAGGGAUGCGGAUAUGACCACCAUGAAUGCGAGGAUUCUAGUUCUAAGUGUGUCUGGUGAUUUGUCUACGCAAUAUGUAUCAAUGAUGAAUUCGAUGUUUGCAGCUCAGAGGAAGGUAUAA